AUGGACUUCGCUGUUCCCUCGCUUGUCGGCACCUCCGACGGCAGCUCCUGUAACGACUCCACGGGUCUUUUGACCCCCGACAGCAGUCCUUUGUUCCGCCCCUCAUACCCCAAAGACUCGUUCGAGACGCGCCUCGCUCAUGCCUUUGAAGAGCCCAAAAGGCGCAGAAUAGAUCCCCCGUCAACCCGCGCCGAAAGCCCUUUCAUCCCCUCGUUUGCCGACCUAUUCGCGCCCGUUCCCAGUGAUGUGAGGAAGAUCUGCGUGAUUGGCGCAGGUUAUGUCGGCGGUCCUACGGCGGCAGUUAUUGCGCUGCACAACCCCAAGGUCGGCGUCGAGGUUCUGGACAGAGACCAGCGACGGAUCGAACGCUGGAACUCCGCUCACCUACCCAUCCACGAGCCGGGUUUGAACAAGAUUGUGCGAUUGACAAGAGACGGUGCAAUUAUCAAGGAGCCGAGCGACCGCGAUUCUGCCUCUCAAGGACGCAAUGGCGAGUCUGACUACGUCUCCAGACGCGGCCCGAACCUCUUCUUCACGUGUGACACUCAAGUCAGCAUCUCCACCGCGGACAUGGUUUUCCUGGCAGUCAACACCCCGACGAAGACGACGGGAAUCGGUGCAGGGAGAGCCACCAACAUGAAUGCUCUGGAUGGAGCUGUCAAGGAUGUGGCCAUGUAUGCGAAACCCGGCACUAUUAUUGUCGAGAAGAGCACUGUCCCCUGUGGAACCGCUCAGCGCAUCAGGAACACGCUCGAUACAUUACGACCAGGCGAGCCGUUUGAGGUGCUAUCAAAUCCGGAAUUUUUGUCUGAAGGGACAGCGAUCAAAAAUCUUAUGAAACCGGAUCGAGUUAUUAUUGGGUCUUCCGGCACUCCUUCCGGCAAGCUUGCAGCGGAUGCCCUCGCCAGUCUGUAUGCUGCAUGGAUUCCCUCGUCCCAGAUUCUGCAGAUCAACGCGUGGUCAUCAGAGCUUUCCAAGCUGGUGGCCAAUGCGAUGCUCGCACAGCGGAUUAGCAGCAUCAACUCAAUCAGUGCCAUUUGUGAAGCCACGGGCGCAAACGUUGAGGAAGUCGCAAAAUCGAUCGGCCUGGACACCCGGAUAGGGCCACAAUUCUUGAAAGCCGGUCUUGGUUUCGGGGGUUCUUGCUUCAGAAAAGACAUUGCCAGUCUCACGUACCUCGCAGAAUCUCUAGGCUUGGAAGAAGUGGCCCAUUACUGGAGUCAGGUCAAUUCGAUCAACGUCAUGCAACGCAACCGAUUCGCGAGAAAAGUGCUUAAAAGGUUCAACGAAAAACUGUUUGGCAAGAAGAUCACUUUGAUGGGGUUUGCCUUUAAAAAGAACACCAGCGACGCACGCGAGUCUCCUGCUGUGGACGUGAUCAGGACUCUGUUGGAGGAACAACCUGCGGAAAUUGCCAUUUUUGAUCCCUACUGUGACGAAGACGACAUGCUUCGGGAGAUUAACGCGACUGUCAGCAAUCCACCUGGAAUCGCGAGCGGAAGCUCCUCCGUGAAGAUCUACACCGAUCCAUAUGAGGCUUGUAUGGAAUCGAACGCCAUCCUGAUCAUAACAGACUGCGACCAGUUCAAAACUGCGCCUCAAAGAGCGCACGGCAGCAAUGCCUCCGAAACGAGCUCACCCGCCAAGCGACCUGCCCACGGGUCGGAUUCACCGAAACAGGAGGAAGAUGAUUUUCUGGGCGCAAACUUUGCAAACUACAGACUCGCUCCUCAACCGGAUUGUGUGGACAACUGCCCCGACUGCAGGUCCAAGGCCAGAGGCCCGAUUUCCACCGAUCCCGUCGAAUGGGCUCGCAUCGUCUACAGCAUGAGAGAGCCGAAAUGGGUCUUUGACGGCCGAGGAAUUGUCGAUGCGGACGAAAUUGAGAAGCUCGGAGGUGUGCGCGUCGAUGGCAUUGGGAGAUGGCGCCCUGAAGACGGACAGAAGCGCUGCUGGUGA
Fonsecaea multimorphosa CBS 102226 is the source of this 1959-nucleotide messenger RNA. RefSeq lists its product as uncharacterized. The record is from RefSeq and is a predicted model, not a curated record. NCBI's taxonomy places the organism in Eukaryota, Fungi, Ascomycota, Eurotiomycetes, Chaetothyriales, Herpotrichiellaceae. Gene Ontology annotation, molecular function: NAD binding; UDP-glucose 6-dehydrogenase activity. The transcript is spliced from 3 exons. Gene Ontology annotation, biological process: glycosaminoglycan biosynthetic process; polysaccharide biosynthetic process. Gene Ontology annotation, cellular component: cytosol; nucleus. The coding region runs from base 1 to 1959 and encodes 652 amino acids.